This is a messenger RNA of Paramuricea clavata, 1357 nucleotides long. NCBI's taxonomy places the organism in Eukaryota, Metazoa, Cnidaria, Anthozoa, Malacalcyonacea, Plexauridae. The record is from the annotation of a GenBank genome assembly.
AUGGCGACAAGAAAGAAGAGAUGCGGGCAUUCCGAAGGAUUUUAUCGGGACUUAAACGCAUUGACGACUGGCGAAUUCGAACCUAGCAUAAAGAAGAGGAAAACAAAAAUAUUACCGGGGUUUUAUACAGUGGAGCGUAUAAUAUCCUCAAGAGAACGGGAAAAUGUAAGUCCAAAACACAUCACUUAAAUUCACUUUGCCUUUGCCCUUUGGGUUUUUACACUUCAAUUAUUAUUUAUUUCUUGUUGAAUUUUGUAUUGAUUAGAAGUUAUAUUGUAAAUAUGCAAACGCUAUAAAGUGUCUGCAUUGUUCUGGAUGAUACUCUUGUAGGAUUUAAUAUAGUAUUUAUACAUGCACUUUAAUAGAUAAUUCCAUUGAAUACAAAAUAUCUAACUGCUAACUAGCCAUGUAAAAAUUGUGAAUUGUCUAUAAAACAGGAUUUUGCUUUGUUAUGUUGUAUAAUUCUCUGAGGUGGUUUUUUUAUAUGUAGCUACCUAGACUCCUGGUCAUAGAUUAUCACUGCAUACAGUACUGUAUCACUACAGGAAGAAGUCUGAAAUAUAAUCAAAACAAUGAUAAUUUCUUUAUUUUAUAUACAUACAGGAAAUGCAAUAUCUUGUUAAAUGGAAAGACUGGCCUUCCUCUAGUUGUUCAUGGGAACCAGCCAACCAUUUGGGUGAAGAGCUUAUAAGUUAUGUACAUUUUAAUAUAUAUUUAAGUGCUAAUGUUUCUCGGUGCAAUUUCAUUGAUCUCAAUAUUAAUUAUACUGGAGUAGAUAUUAACCUAAUGCCAAUCUGCCAGUCAUGGGUUAAAUUAGUUAUUAUUGGGGAGAGAAUAGUGUCAAUAGAAAGUUUUAUUAGAAAUCCUGUUUGUAAUUAUACACAAAAUAUACUUAAUUCUGUUUUAUUUGCUAUUUUGUAGGAAUUUCAAUGCAUGUACUCCAAAUCCCAGUAAAGAGCGGAUUACCAGUUCCACAGAGAUAUUUGCUGAUGCUGUUCUGGGCCGUUUAAAAUCUAAAUGUUUGGAACCCAAAGUUAAUAUUCAUAUGGACCAUGACAUUUUCCGCUUUGUGGUAAAAGGCAAGGGAAGAGAAGCUGCAGAUUUUCCUGGGUCAUUGCUACUCGAAAAGGCUGACUUCUCACGCUUUAACAUGCAUGAGUACUGGUGGUAUGUUCUUAACAGUAAUGGUGAAGGACGGACAGUACACUUUCCAAUAAGGGCUAAACCAGUUCUUAGAUGGUCUGCGAAACAAUAUAUAUUAGUAAAUGGAUGUAUUUCCCUAGCUCCGCAGAAACCGGUUGAGAUUGUUUCGUUUUUUAUUGCUAGAGAGCAAGCUAACAAAGAUAGAUUAUUAUAA